Filobasidium floriforme is the source of this 3156-nucleotide messenger RNA. RefSeq lists its product as uncharacterized. NCBI's taxonomy places the organism in Eukaryota, Fungi, Basidiomycota, Tremellomycetes, Filobasidiales, Filobasidiaceae. Gene Ontology annotation, biological process: uroporphyrinogen III biosynthetic process. Gene Ontology annotation, molecular function: uroporphyrinogen-III synthase activity. The coding region runs from base 37 to 3144 and encodes 1035 amino acids. The transcript has 3 exons. The record is from RefSeq and is a predicted model, not a curated record.
CACACCCAUGACGACCGAACAAGCACACGCUCGACGAUGACGAUGAUGAUAGCCACACUGAGACCUCCCGAGGUCAUCCUCAAACAAGACUGUCCGAUCGCCUGGCCGAUCGACGACGCGAUAAUUCUCACCGAUCCUGCGCAAGAACAGCUCGAAUGGAUCAGGUCGAGGUAUCAUCAGACGUUGUUCUUGCCCGAGCAACUCGCACCGCUCGAACAGCUCGCCCGGGACCUACAACGCAUGUCACUCCCCCCUCAAGCGUCCACAUCCACAUCGACCUCCACCCUUCAAAUACAACACGACCCUUCUCAACCUGAACCUAGCUCCGACCUUAAUUCGAAUCCUAUAUCACAGCUCCUCCUCACUCUCCCGGAGAUCGAAAAGAAGCACCGUAAACGCCUUUCUGAACCUAUCGAACGGUACAUCCGUAACGCCAUUGCCAUACCUGGACCGACAGCGACUACGGCUACCGAGUCUGGAGUUGACGUCACAGCUGGAGUUGGUAUGGAUACAAAAGAGAUUUUUGAGAACGACCUGGAAAGACGGAAUUGGAGAGAGGGGAUGAGGUAUCGAGCGGAAAGCGGGGGGUUUUCUAUUCCAGAAGGAGUGCAGGAGGAUAGGGAGGUCGGUAGGAUGAGGAAGAGGGUGACGGACGAGUUUGAGAGGAGAGAGGUUAUGAUCCAGAUCAUCCUCCUCCUUACCCAUAUGCAGCUUCAAACCUCUUUCAAAUCGAAAUCAUCAUCAAAUGACCCCGAACCGCCAAACACAGACAAAGACGAUUCCCGAAAGACCAAAAAGAAACGCCUCAAGAAACCCCCGAAAUCCUCGUCCUCUUCUACGCCUUCCUCUCCCGUAUCGGACCCCGCCGCAGCGCUAGACCUCCUCACAGACCGCUUGACCGUCUGGCAAGCCAUCGGAGGAACAGAAGUGGCCGUCUAUUCAGAGAAGGACGUACGUGGGUGGAUCAAUGGUAAGAAGAUCCUUGCAGGGGAAGGGGAUGGGGAAGAGGACUGGGUCAAGAGGUUUUGGAGGGUCGUCGUCUGGCCGCUCUUUGGCUCUCGGCGGCGGAAUAUGAAUGGUAGUGGGGCUGGCGAUGGAGGUAGGUCAGCGGAUGUCGAAAAGUUUGUCAGGGGGAUGCAUAGGAAGGUCUUUGGCGCGGACGUCGUCAUGGAAGAAGACGUUGCCCCUAAAACCAUCGCGAUGGAACUAGAACCCGUAGUAGCUGCGCCGAAACGUACGAUGAAGAGAGAACCGUCUGUGAUCGCGAUCAACCCACCUGGAUUCGGAACUUCGAACUCGGGCCAGUCCACGUUCAUCCGAUCUGCCAGUGUACAAGCGGUACAGAUGGGUACGGGGAGUUCGAGGCGCAGUUCGAUGGAAUCUAAUUCCAGCGUCAGGAUGCUCUCGACCUCGAUCAAAGAUCCCAGUCGAGCGGGUAGUAUGGGACCUCCCGCUCCCGCUCCGGGUCGACGUGUUUCGGGCAAUGGCAAUGCACCCGACUCGCUGGAUCUGGACGAAUCCGAGCUCGACAGUCUGGGACGAAGUGGGAGUUUGAGGCGAUCGACUUCUAGAGUCAAUAGCGGGAUGAACCUAUUCAAAGGCCGGGAAGUCGGGUUUAGCCGUUCAAACUCGUUCAAGCCGAUCGAGAGUUCUGGCUCGAACAGCCAAGCAGGAACCUCCUUGGGGCAGAACGGAUCGGGGUCAGGUUCGGGUACCCUGGGUGGCGGGGUUCCGCUGGGGAGGACUUCGAGUGCGAUGGCGGGAAUGAACGUGAUUUUGGGUAAACGAAAGACGAUGAUCGUGCCGAAAGACAAGACUUCUUCCGGAUCGUUUAUCAAGCCGACGGACCCGGCUCAUCGGACCGCUGGUCCAGGCGGCAGUGGGGGUCUGCAAAAGAGCUUCUCUACGAGCAUGUUGGCGAUGGCUACCCCGUCAAAACCCCGGUACGAAUCUCGCUUGACAGCAGAAUCGCAACCGAUACCCAUGGCCGCAGCACCGGCAUUGAGCGCGUUCGUGGCUGAAACGCCGAGCAAUGCCAGCGCACGACGUCAGACGGCCGAUAGUCGGUUCACUGCGAACAAGGCCAGCUGGGAGAGUACAAGACAGGUCCUCUUCCCUACGGCCAGUGGCAGUCAGGGCGAGGGAGGUAGUUCGCUCAAAGGGGAAGAUCAGCACGGGCUGGCUGAUUUCAUGGAAGACACGGACGACGAGGAUGAUGGGGCCAGUUUCUUCACGAGUGGGAAACGUCGGCGACUCGAUUCGAACGCAAAAGACAAUCUUCGGCACGUCGUGCUCUUCCGCAAUCCAGCUGGCGAUGCGAAGCAGGAUCAAUAUACGCAACUAUUGACCGCGACAAAACGUUUCCGACCAAAGUCCUUGUCGGUGCUCGGGCAGACGUUCGUGAAUCAGCAGGAGCUAGCAGAAGUCAUCAGGAGCGAAAGCGACAAAUGGUCAGGGCUGAUAGCGACGAGCAAACGGGCGGGAGAAGCGUGGUGUGCCGCCUGCAAGAUCGUCAAACAGGAAGGACACGGGGGCGAUCCUGAUUGGUCUCACGUUCCGCUCUACACUCCCGGUCCUGCUACAGGAGCAUCAUUCGUCGGACCCGAUCUGACUUCGCCCUUCAUCCCGCGCCGUAUUGAUGCGGCAGAAGAGACGGGCUCAGCGAUCCCUCUAGGCACUUUUAUCGUUCAUCACCAUCGGACGCUAUCUCAAAAUCCGGAACGACCACUCUUGAUUUUAGAAGGCGACAAGAACGGUCCUAACCUGACAGAGACUCUUGGCGACACUAUUCUUUACUCUCAACGCGAGACCUACGCGACAGGGCCUCGCGAAGAUCUCGCCCUAGACCUAUUGCACCUGUGCCAGACGUUAUCGGCGGAUUCUAGCUGGAAUCGACCCACUUGGCUGGUUUUCUUUGCGCCUUCCUCAGCUAAAGCCGUCUUGGACUGCUUGGAGCUGACCGAGUUCGCUUCGGGCCUGCCUCUUGCCGGUGCUCCGCGUGUCGAAUCCAUGCUGCGUUUCCGCCUGGCUUCUGUGGGGAACACGACUGCAGCUUACCUGAGCGAUCGGGGACUCGAGGUUGAAGCUGUCGCCAAACAGCCAACGGCGGAAGGUGUACGAGAUGCUCUGCAGGAAGCUGAUUGAGGCCGAAAUUGA